AUUUCCUAUGUUUUAGGCUCUUCAACCAGAAUUAUAUUUGCUUCCUGUAAUAGAUCACUUAGGAAAUGUUUAUUCAGCAUCAACAGUUACUUUAGAUGAAGAGCAGAGCAUUUCGGAUACUAUGGAGAUAAAUGGAACAAUUCACAGACCAGAUAGUAUAUCUUUGUCAAAGGAUGAACCUGGAAAUCCAAGUUUGUUGGAAAAUACCUGGAGAGACUUUACAAAUCAGGAAGCUGAAGAAUGCCAGCCUACACAAAGUCACUUUGGAAAUUCCAAGUUGCCAGGAUCAUUGGAAGAGUCAAAUGAUUAUUUUGGAAACCUAAAAAGUCCAUUUCUUUGGAAAAAUAAUGAUGACGAUGAGGAUGAGGAGGAUGAUAAUACAACCAUCAGUAGAAGGCAGGCCAAACUGGUGUGUGACAAGGAGCACAUCGCCCUACCAGAUCUGAUUGAUUUUCCUUCAUUUCCUUCUCAACGAAUUUCUUCAAGAUUAACUGAUACCUCUUUAUUAAAAAUUGAGAGAGAGAAGAUUAUUGAACAAAUGAAACAAGUCAAAGAAGAACGAAAAUAUCUGGAAAAUAUUAGAGAAGAAUUAAUAAAAAAAGUUGAAAAGCUAUUUGAACAAAAUAAAUCGAAACGAUAUCAUGCCUCUGAUAGCUGGAAGAAAAAAUACUUUGACACCAAGAAAGUCACAGCAUCACUGGAGGAAGUUUUAACAAAACUUCGAGAAGAUUUGGAACUUUACUAUAAAAAACUGCUCAUGCAGCUUGAAGCCAGGGAGAUCAAGAUGCGACCAAGGAAUCUGGCAAAUAUCUCAGAUUCUAAGAAUUAUCUUAUAAUACAGAUUACUGAAGUACAGCAUGCAAUUGACCAACUUAAGAGAAAACUGGAUACUGAUAAAAUGAAACUCAUAUUAGAAGUUAAGAUGAGAAAACAAGCAGUUUCAGAUUUACAGACAUUAAAAGCUGAACUGACACAGAAGAAAAUGGGUACACCUUUCCGACCUACAAUGUUUUCUGGAAGUGUGCCAACUUAGAAGUUCAACAGAUGAAUAUUGUUUGUGAUAAAUCAGCCAGAUGAACAGGUAAUCGCAGAGGAGGUGGAAAGUGCUGCCUCCUUGCAGGUCUUCAGGACUGAUUCUGAGAGGCUGUUGGAGGUGACUCAGCACUGAGCUGACAGAGAGAAGGAAUGAGGUCUCACACUUACUUUCUACCCUGCCACACUGCCUCUCAAGAAACACACAGUUAUCAGAAAAGAAAGAAAAUUAAGGCACCAGAUGUUGACAAAAGAACAAAUGGAGAAAAAUGUUUUAAAGAAAAAGUCAGAACUAUAAUGAAAAAUUAUUUACUGUUUUUUAAUGCAUUAGGAAACUGUUUAAAGGCAACUCUGAAAGAAUGCCAGUAACAUUUUAUCUGUGGCAGCACUCUUGGAGUUAGUUUCCUGAUUAGUCUACUCUGAAGAGCAGUGGUAACUUGGUAAGCAAAUGGGCUGCAGUGUAUUUCAGCAGAGUGGACUCACUCGGUACAGGCAUACCUCAUUCGUAAGUCUUUAUCUUGUGCAUUAAGUGGUUUAAGCAUGUUUAAAAUAUAUAUGGUUCUAGAAUAUUGAGUCCAUGAUGAAGCUGCUGUUGAUGAGCAGGAUAAAAGAGCAGAAUGAGUCUUUUCAAGCUCAACAGAAACUGUAUUGUACUGUGUGACUAAAAAUGAGGAACAAAAUAGUAACAAUAGCGUGUUAUUAAAGAGCCACUAACUGGUUUCCAGGGCUCCCAAAAUGUCUCAUGAAUUAUUUAACCUCAAAUAGUAUGUUUUGGAUAGUGGUUACCAAGACACACUUGACAGAUGAAAGGAAUAUUUCAUAAAUAAGAGUUAAGAGUUCAAGGGCUUUAAACAUAAAAAAAUGAUUAAGUAAAAAUGCUAUUAACCUUGAUUUUAUUGGAGGAUGCUGUGUAUUGUGUUGAAAACCAUACUGAAUCACAUUGAUAUAUGCAACUAAUACAUGUGAAUAAAAGUAUCUUAAAGUGUGUCUAGGAAAUAAACUAAAUAUACUUAACUCAAAAAGCAACUCAAUUCUUUCAAAAAAUAACUAAAAUAGUAGUUCUAUUAGAAGACAGGGAUAGGGAGGAGGGGAGACACUCAAAGGACACUGUUUUAGUUACACAGAGAGAAAUGCUGAAUGCCAUCAUCACUAUAAUUAAGAGCAAGGUACCAAUGGUUUAUAGAUUUGAAAACUGCUGACUUUAACUGAUCAUGAUUUCACAUACUACUCAUUCUGAAAGAAGUAUUUCACUAAGACACAUGUUAGGUAAUGGCUCUAACCACACUACAGUCUAUACCUAGAUCAGAACUGGUUGUAUGCCAUAAUUAGAUACAAACAAUUAAAAUGGUAUUUUUUUUUAAAGAAUGCUUCUGCAUCUUCUACCUUACUGAAGAAAAAUUAAGCCAAUGAUUUCAAAACAGUACAUGAUAGUAUAUGCAUUUUAAAUUAUAUAUAACUGAUUACAAUAACCAUAAAAUACUCCUCCUCCCCUGCCUGGUUUUAAGUGGAUUAAAAUGGGCUCCACGUUCAAUAGCUAUAUGUUUGCAACACUUUCUAAAUAUUUUAAUAUAAUUCCAUACAAUAAAAAUCUCAGACAACAAAUAUUGUGUCUGUUUUCUAAAUAUUUUUGGACAUAGCACAUGCAUGCAUAUUGACAUGUGUAUGUACCUGUCUAUGUAUAAUGUUAACAGUUCUCAGAAUAGAGCUCUAGUAAUACUGUUUAAUAUGUUAUAUAUAUAAACUAUUACACACAUAUAUAUGAUAGGAUUAUAAUGUACCCAAGUUUAACUAUUAGGAAUAUAAUUUUGAUUCUGAAGUUCAGAGUUCUUAAUACUAUUUGUCUGUAGUAAU
Messenger RNA from Apodemus sylvaticus (European woodmouse), 2883 nucleotides. It is a transcript of the gene Spata1, whose product is annotated as spermatogenesis associated 1. The transcript is spliced from 9 exons. NCBI's taxonomy places the organism in Eukaryota, Metazoa, Chordata, Mammalia, Rodentia, Muridae. Bases 122 to 1033 code for a protein of 303 amino acids. The record is from RefSeq and is a predicted model, not a curated record.